Messenger RNA from Linum tenue, 1495 nucleotides. NCBI's taxonomy places the organism in Eukaryota, Viridiplantae, Streptophyta, Magnoliopsida, Malpighiales, Linaceae. The record is from the annotation of a GenBank genome assembly.
GCCAAUCAAGCAAGGAAUCAAUGGGUCCCAUAAGACACUGAUGGACCACCUGUCCUCUUCCCCCCCCAAUAAGCUCAGUUCUCUCUUCUUCAUCAAGCUUACUAUCAGCCAACAGAGUCAUUCCCCCAAUUGUUCUCUCUCUCGCCUUCCCAACAAUGGCCGCCAUUGAUUCACUCCCCCUUAAGCUACACGACAACCUAAUUGCAUUUACCUCCAAGCUCUUCCUUGCCAUGAAGAAAGCUCCACUCUCUAAAGUCUAAACCCCACUCACCAUCAAAAUAAUUUCCCCGAAAAUUACUCCUCUAGCUCCCAUAUAUAUACGUCAUAACCCGAAACCCUUGUCACUUAUCCCCUGAUCAUCAAAACCCACAAUUUUUCUUUUUCAAUUAAGAGCUCGGUAUGGAUCUGGAAGAGUGGGAAGUUCUUCCCCGAGACGCAAGCUUCUUUGAUUUCCAUGACGAUGGCGGUGCCAGGGUUUCUUCUUCCCCUGCAAAAUCAUCAUCAAGGAGAGGUUCUUCUUCUACCUCUUCUCCUUCCUAUUCUUGUAUGAGCCCUAAUUAUAGCGUGCUAGACAUGAAUUACUUCAUCUGCCCAUCUUCUCCGCCAAAGAGCUCAAUCUCAAGGGUUGUGCUUCCCAUCGAAUUGGAACCAACAGAUCACCCGAGCCCACCACAGGAGGAGCAACAGCUCACGGAUUGCAGCAGCUCCCGAACUAGGAUGAUGAUGGUCAUCCCAAAAAUUAGCAAAGCUCCGAGCUUUACUGGAUCUGUUGCUGUUGGUUGUGGUGGUGGUGGUGAUCAGGACUCUGUUUCCCAAGUCUUCUUCAAGAAGAUGAAGGAGAAUGAAUUUGUCGACAUGAAACUGGACUCCCCAAAGUCCCCAACUAUGUCAUCUCCACCGUCAUCCCUCUUGUCCUCCCCCAAAUUUGGUGCUGGCAAGUUCAGCUUUGAAGACAACGGUGCUACUAACGAUCCAAGCUUGGAGAAGGAAGAAAUUGGGUGGGAUGAGGGCAGUGGUAAGGAUGGUGAUAGUGGUGGUGGUGCUUUGAACAUUUGGAGGUGGAGCUUGCACGGGGUUGGAGCCAUUUGCUCAUUUGGGGUUGCUGCCGCAACUGUCUGCAUCAUCAUCUUUGGCAAUCAUCAGAGGAACCAGCAGCACAAGAGGGAGCAGCAGAUCAGGUUCCAGAUUUACACUGAUGAAAAGAGGAUAAAGCAGGUGGUUCAGCAUGCCACAAGAUUCAAUGAUGCAAUUUCAGCAGUGAGAGGGGUUCCCAUUGCAAGGGCUCAGGUCACUUUUGGUGGCUAUUAUGAUGGCAUUUAGAUCCUAAUUCCUUCACCUCACUCAGCUUCUGGUGGGAUCACCCUAUAAUGAGGGUUCUGUAUAUAGGAAAUUAUAUGUUAUGUAUAAGUAUAGUAGCUAUAGUGGACGGUAAAAUUUUGUGUUUGUUUGAGAUAUUCAAUGUUCCAAUAUGGUACCCGUUGAGGCCAUUUGAUAG